Molecule: messenger RNA, 1452 nt
Organism: Maudiozyma barnettii
Lineage: Eukaryota; Fungi; Ascomycota; Saccharomycetes; Saccharomycetales; Saccharomycetaceae
Exons: 1
Coding region: 1-1452 (483 amino acids)
Source: RefSeq, a predicted model, not a curated record
AUGGAUAGAGCUAAAUUGUUUCUUAGACUGAAUCAGGAAUCUAAUGAGACUACAGCGAUAGAGGACGACACUCUGACGUUUAAAUCUGUUCAAGAUGAAGAUUUCCAGGUGUUUCGAUUCGAUAAGGUGUUUCAGGAGACCCAGUUGGCCGACCAAACACAGAAAUUAUUGAUUGAACCGAUUACAAAGAAUGCUAUUGAUGGCAUCAGCUCCACUGUAGUGUUGUGUGGGGAUAAUGACUUGACAUUAGCUAACGAUACCAUUUUCCAACAGUUGAUACCGCAAUUGGGAAGUUUCCUGGAGGACCGUACUAUAGAUGAAUUGAUAGAUAUAACUCUUUUGGAUGGAACCACAAGUUUACCCGUUGAAAGAUGGAACGAUAUAGGGGUAUUCCAACCUGGUUCUGAGAAUGGUAAAGUGCUGACGAUACACAUUCGUAAUAUAGAUACAAAUGAGGAUAAGAUAGUCUCUAGUUUUAUAAAUAUUUUGCUGUUAAAGAAUCCGGAAACGCUAACCAAAUACAAACACUCCAAGGAUAAUUCUUCAUUGGGUAAAAAAGUACGUCAGAUACUGUCUGAAACAGCGGGAGAUUUGUAUAUUUUCCUACAUUCUAUUAUCACGCCAGUGAACCAAUCAGAGAUAUUGGAUUUGUUUCAAAGGAUAGGGUUAUUUAAAGAAAAUUGGAUCAAUUCACAUUUACGUGAUGUUAAUGUGUUGAAUCAAACUAAGAAAGAACAUAAUGUAAUCAAGGAUUAUACGGUAAUGGAUAAGGCAUACAUGAAACAAAUGAGCUUAUUGGAGGAUGAGAUACAAAGUUAUAGACAAAUUGAUGAACAAACGCAAUUAUCAAUGGAGGAUACAGAUAAAUUGACGAUGAAAUUACAAAUGUCGGAGGAAUCGAAUGCAAAAUUACAUCAUCAGAUUGAAAGUAUGAGACAACUCUUACAGGAUUCAAAUGAAAAUUCAGAUAUAUUGAAUGCAUAUUUGGAUAAAUCGAUAACUUAUAACAAACUCAUGGAUGAUUUAUCAAUCGUUACAGAACAAAAUAAAAUUUUUAACAGGAUAGAAAUUAUAGAACAACAAUAUUCAAACAUGUUACGAGAAAACAAUAACUCUUUGAACCAUUUACUACAAUCUCAAUCGGAACAAGAAUUUGUGUUACAACAAGAGAGUGUAGAUUUAAAGAUGAAAUUACAAGACAUUGUUCAAUCGAAUAUAUCACUUGAAUCGAAAUUACAACCACAAUCGCUUUUCAAUACAGCAACGUUAAUGUCACCAUCAUCAAUAAUGUCAUCAACUCAUAGUUAUAAGACAAGCAUAUCAUCAUCGACUUCCUCAUUGGGAAGUAACAUUACAAGUGACACCGAAACCACUACUACACAUUCAAAGACAUCGCAUUUACCAUUAUCAUUAAACUCAGGGUUUCAAUUAAAAAUAUUGAGACCGAAAUAG